GUUAUAUACAAAUAUUACGGAAAAUUUACAUAAAUGUUUCCUAGAUCAGACGGAAAUUAGCUCUCUCUUCUCGCUCCAGCGCAGAAUUUUACAUUCGAAAUACUUUCGAACUCCAUGGAUCCAGGAUUGCCCCCUUCUCAGCCAUCAUCAAGAAAGGUUAGGUUUGCUCCUAAGCCACCUCCUCGCAGAGCCAAGAAUGCGGAACUAAAAACAGAAGCAAGCCUGAAAGGUGUAUCUGAUGCGGUUGUUCCCAGCGGUCGUCUUCUCCGCCGACUCAAUGAGCAACUGGGUAGACGGAAAUCUAAUGAUACCGUAAAGAAGGAAGUUCAAUUUGUAUUUCCUGAAGAAGGGGCAUCAUCAGCUCCGACAAGGACAAAUCUAAUUCCCGGAGAUGAGAAAAUUGAUGGUAGUACACGAUUGGAUGGUUCUGCUGAUGGUGAGAAGAUCAUGUUUGUCAAUCAUGAAAACAUGACUACGAAGAAAAGAGAGUACAGAGAGCCUUGGGAUUAUGACAAUAGCUACUAUCCUAUUACUCUUCCUCUUAGGAGGCCUUAUGCUGGAGAUCCAGAAAUCCUUGAUAAAGCAGAAUUUGGAGAGGCAGCAAGAAACAUGAAAUAUGAUGAGAGUAAAAUUCGUGCUUCUUCAGAGCUUGGGUUACUGGAUGGAGAUGAAGCAAGACUUAUUUUUUUCCAGCUACCAAACAACUUGCCUUUAAGGAGGAGGGAUAUGGGCGUGCAAUUUAAGCUACCUAGUGCAAAGGGAAAAGAGGUAGUUGAGGCUCCAACCAGUGCAAAGGGGAAAGAAAAAGUUGAGAAUCAGACAGCUGACCAAAGAAGCUCUACAGAUAAGGGAUGCAGUUUGAAUGAGUUGCCUAGUGGUCACAUGGGAAAGAUGUUGGUUUACAAGAGUGGUGCAGUUAAAAUGAAGCUGGGAGACAUCCUUUAUGAUGUAUCUCCAGGAACACAAAUCUCAUGUCCUCAGGACGUCGUUGCAAUCAACACUAUGGAUAAGAGUUGCAGUAAGGUGGGAGAUGUCGAAACGCAUGCGGUUGUAACUCCCGAUGUAGAUUUACUCUUGGCUUCAGUCCUCGGUUUGGAUUGAGAGUCUACUACUACUACACACAAGCUUGACAAAGACUUACGAUUGGAUGUCAAUGGAGGAGGUUGAUGGCAAGGGAUCAAAAAACUGCAAGGCGAUAGUGCUCCAAGAACAACACCGCCUAAAAUACUGACAGGUCCCAUAAACGAGAUGAUUCCUUUGGAGGUGACUGGUCAAACCACUUCUCUCUUCUUGAUGGCUGAUAAAAUCGGGAUGCUUCCUUUAGAGGUUGAUGGACAAACCUUUUCUCCCUUUCUAGCCGGUAAAACCAGGAUGCUUGAAUUGUUUUAUUGUUUUUAUUUAAAGGAUUCUUGUUUAGUUAUCUACCAUUUUAGUAGCAAGUUCAGCGAUGCUGAUAGAUUCUCUACCAUGAUGCGGGGUUAGCGAUUUUACAGGUUCUCAGUGGCAUAGUCUAUUCUAUAUCUCCUCGAUAGUCUUGAGCUAUUGUAUUGUUUCAUCUCUUGUUACUCUCAUUAUUAAUAAUAAAUAAGUCUUCUCCUUUCAAAAAAACUUGGC
Messenger RNA from Cuscuta europaea, 1614 nucleotides. The record is from the annotation of a GenBank genome assembly. NCBI's taxonomy places the organism in Eukaryota, Viridiplantae, Streptophyta, Magnoliopsida, Solanales, Convolvulaceae.